AUGGAAAAGUUGAACGCCAUCCUGAACGACGCCGUACCGUUGGGCGACGACGCCACGGGCAAGGUCCUCGGCGCGGCCUUUGUCGUCACUAACAAAGACGAUUUUCUGUACUCCGGUGCGGCCGGACGCAUCGGUCUGGACGCCGCCUCGCCCGCCUUCGCCGCCGACUCCUUCACCUGGAUCGCCUCCAUGAGCAAGGUCGUGACAGCGACGUGCCUGCUGCAGCUCGUCGAGCGCGGCCUCGUCAACCUCGACGACGACGUACGACCGCGGAUGUUGCUCGCGCACACCUCGGGCUACCCGUACGACUUCUCCAACCCGCGCGCGCUGCAGUGGUCCCAGCGACCGGACCGCCGCCCCGGGCUGUUCCCCGCGCGCAGCCGCGCCGCCAUCGACACGCCGCUCGUGUACGCCCCCGACGAGUACUGGAACUACGGCACCGGCCCGGACUGGGCCGGCGAGCUGCUCGCCCUCGUCACCGGUCGCUCCCUCGGCGAGUACGUGCAGGAACGCAUCCUCGCGCCCCUCGGCAUGCGCGACACCGGCUUCUACCCGUCGCGGCUGCCGCACGUGCACGACCGCUUCGUCCCCGACCUUGCCCGCCGCGGCGGCAAGCUGGAGCUGCAGGGCGACUCGACGGCGGUGGAGGACUGGACCAUGGAGGGCGGCGGCGGCGGGCUCUUCUCCACGGCGCGCGACUUCGCCACGUUCCUGCAGGGCCUGCUCGCGGGCAGGCUGCUGUCCGAGGCGUCGAUGGAGGAGCUCUGCAGGCACCAGCUCAACCCGAAGCAGGUCAAGGGCAUCGAGGCCUUCACGUACGACAUGGGCGUGCACGGCAUCGUGGCGCCCGAGUUCCCGCGGCACGCACGCAUGCAGCAGGCGUUUGGCGGCAUGGUCAACGUCGACGACGUGCCGGGCAAGCGACGGAAGGGUUCGAUUUCGUGGAGCGGUGCAUCGGGGCCUCGAUGGUGGUUGGAUCGAGAAUCGGGCAUCGCGGGCGUCAUGAUGCUCAACGUCAUCGAAUUCGACCCUGCCGCGAACAAUGCGAGCGCGCCGCCGUCGGGGCUGCUGUGGCAGAAGCUGGAGGAGGCAACGUAUGGGGACCUUUUGAAAUAG
This is a messenger RNA of Cordyceps fumosorosea ARSEF 2679, 1116 nucleotides long. RefSeq names its product beta-lactamase. The transcript has 4 exons. The record is from RefSeq and is a predicted model, not a curated record. Lineage: Eukaryota; Fungi; Ascomycota; Sordariomycetes; Hypocreales; Cordycipitaceae. The coding region runs from base 1 to 1116 and encodes 371 amino acids.